Molecule: messenger RNA, 2601 nt
Organism: Adineta ricciae
Lineage: Eukaryota; Metazoa; Rotifera; Eurotatoria; Adinetida; Adinetidae
Source: the annotation of a GenBank genome assembly
AUGAUUGAUCCACGUUUCGCCGCUCCAGGCGGUAUCCCUAUCGCGCCAGGCUAUGGUGCACAGCAAGUACCUGCUCAAUAUCAUCAUCAUCGUCAUCAUCGUCACCACAAACAUAAAGUCCGCAAUGAUGCUUCACCAAUAAGCCUUGAUGAAUCCAUUCAUAAAGUAGAGCAUGGUCAUCGUCAUCAUCAUUUUCAACAAAAUGACGGCGUGCAAUUGGCAGGAGGAUAUGGCGUUCCAUAUGCAACUAAUGGAUACCAUCAGCAACAACAACAACAACAACAGCAGCAACAAUUUGGUGCCCAUCCUUACGGUUAUGGGAAUCAAUACCAAGCUGCUGCAUAUGGCCAAGUCCCAUAUGGCGUUGGUCAAUUAGGACAGACAGUGAAGCGUCGUCGACGUCACCAUCGUCAUCACCGUCACCAUACAGCCGAUGGUACUAAUCCAGGAUCCAAUGGCGAACAUGAACAAGCAGUGCCUGAACAACUGAUCGGUCAACGUUCAUCAAGUGUCUUAGGUGACGAAGAUCAACCAGUACGUUCACCGGCACCUACAAACGACGAAAAGGCUAGCGAAGGACAAGCUGUUCAUCAUCGACAUCGCCGACACCAUCGUCGCCAUCACCAUCAUCACAAUAAUAAUAAUAACGAGGAACAAGCUAGUUAUGGAUAUUCACACCAAUCGCGUUAUGGCUAUAGUAGCAAUACAGUUGGCGCAGAUGGUUAUGGCCAUAUUAAUGAAGACUUGAUUUUUAUCGAGCGUGGUGAUCAUAGUCCACAUCGUCAAGAACCUCCUGCUGGCUAUGAAUAUAAAGGCAAAAUCGAAGUUCAAGGCAUAAAUAAAGAAGCUCAAUCUACAUCUCGUGCUGGCCUAAAUGUACAACCACCACCGCAAAUGCCAGUACAUCAACCGAUUCCACCACCAGCAAGUUUGGGCCCAUGCCCACCUGGUUGGCAGCAGAUGAUCUUAUCGCCUGCUCCUGGCGGCCCGUGCCCAGCUGGCGGAUUGCCAUAUACUGGCCAACUCAUUGGACCUUCGCCCGCAGCACCACCACCAAGUAGUGCAUAUGGCACCUAUGGAUCGAGCAAUCAUUAUUCAUCUCAAUGUCAAAUUGUAGCAGAUUACAUUUUUGGACCGAAUUCAGCAGCCAGUACAAGCGGAUAUCAACAAUCCAAUGUCGCUGGCUGUACUGAUCAAUAUCAAAAUCAACAAGCAUUAGAGCAUACUACUACCCGUCCAACUAUAAUCGAAGUCUGGCAGAAACGAACGAAGUCCGAAACACGUGAAAGAUCACGUUCAAGAUCGCAUCAUCGUUCACGUACUCCAGCUGAAGGUCCUGGAUUUGAUUUUGAUCGAUUUCGUGACGAAAUUCUUGCCGCUAUCGAACGAAUUGUACCACGUGGAGGAGGAGCACCCGAUAUUCAAUGGGUUGGCCGCGAUGGUGGCACCCAAACUCAAAUUCAUCCAGGUGAAACGAAAAUUGAAGAACGCCGACCAACAGGUGGUUCAGGCGAAGUACGCGUUAUCGUACAACCAAUUCAACCAGUCUUCUAUAUGCCACGCCAAACUGGUGGAACACCAACACCUGGUGCUGGCCCUGUUCCUGUUCAAGCCACAGGCGGUGCUCCCAAUGUCGUCUAUGUUCCACGUAAUGUUUAUGUGCCAGUUAUUAAACCCGUUUUUGUUCCACGUGAACGUGUUAUCGUACGUCCUCAAGUCAUACAUGUUGCACGUCCUGUACUUGUCGACCGACCUGUUCCCGUCACGCAACGACCUAUUAUUAUCGAUCGUGAAAAACCCAUUCCUGUGCCAGUCCGUGAAGGCCAAACAGCUGUGCAAGGCGGUGGUUCAAAAGUUGUUCGAGAAGAAUAUGUUUAUCGAGACAAUGUACCUGUUGCAUACGGAGGCCGCUGUGCUGAGUUCGCUGGCGGUGUCAAUUAUGGUUACAUGCCUACACAACAAGAACAUCAAUAUGCUACUAGUUCAACACAUGAAGUGUCAAAUAUUUAUCAAUCACAAGGAGCAGGCGUCAAUGUGAAUAUCCCAAAUGAAUAUCAACAUAGUCAAUCAAGUUCUCAUGUCGAAGUUCAACAGGGCUGCGAAGGAAGUCUUCAUGGUUCGUUUUCGAACUUAGCGGGUCAACAAGCCCAACAAUACGCAUCAAGUUCGACACAUGAAGUCGCAGGUGGUAUUGGUAUCGGCGGCGGUGGUGGCAGUUUUCAUGGUUCCUAUUCCAAUUUAUCUGGAAUUAAUAACGCAACUGCUGUUAACGUUGCUCAACGUAACCAAGAAGUUCUUCGGCAAACUUUCGAACAAUCUGCUCAAGCAGCAGGUGUUCCUCCUCAUUGUCCAACACAAAUCGAAGUGCUCGAUACAGCUGUCAACCCAUUCUGGCAAAAAACAGAUCAGCCAACAUUGAUGCGUCGUUACGGACGUCCAGCGUUCGAAAUUGUUCAUAAGAGUGAAGAAGUUGAGCAACAAAUGUAUAGCGAACUUCGUCAACGAGAGAGCAGUGCCAACAUUUUAAGAUCAGCUUCAGCUGCUAGCUACGGUUCAGGUUCUGGUAUAGGACUUGGUGGUAAUGGUAUUGCUCAAUAUUAA